Molecule: messenger RNA, 986 nt
Organism: Prorocentrum cordatum
Lineage: Eukaryota; Dinophyceae; Prorocentrales; Prorocentraceae
Source: the annotation of a GenBank genome assembly
CCAGGAGCUGCUGGAGAAGUACAGGGAGCGCGAACGGGAGUCCGCCGUCGCCAGCGGCAAGGACCGACUACUGCAAGAGCAGCGGGCGCCACACUGUGCACGCCGGGGGGAUGACCUUCAUCGCCGGGGGCGGCGGCCAAGACCAGAAGCGCAAGCGCGAGGACGAAGAGCGCGAGCAGGAGAAGAGGCCCGCGCCAGGGAGGCGAAGAAGAGCGCCCCCAGCAGGGAACACGAGGCGAAGAUGGCGGCGAUCAUGUCCAAGUACCUGGCCGCCCCUGGGCCGCGCGGGGCCCAGGGCAGGCCAGAGGACAGCCAGCCCGACCGGAUGCGGCUCGGGUGACCGGCCGAGGACGGCGCAGCCGCCGCGGGAUUACCCCUCGAGGGAGAAAGUAGAACAAGGCAGUCUCCUCCUUGCCCGCGGGGCCGGCGCGCGCCGAAAGCCGGCGCACAGGCGCUCCGCUGCCUCUGGGCUGGCCUGGGGCCCCGCGCGCGCGCCGCGGCGCUGCGCGGGGGGCGGGGCCGCCGCGCCAGCGGGCGCGGGAAAAGAGCCGGUUUAUUCGCCAUGUUGGCAGCCAGGCCGACUCGUCAUCUGUCUCAUCUUCGCGGUCGCCGGCGGCGGCGGCGCCGCCGCUGCCGGUCUGCUUGGGAGCACCGUCCUGCACAGGGGGCUGCGCGGCGAGGCAGUGGCUGCGGCGAGCGUGCUGGCCCUGGGCGCGGCCGACCCGGCGCACGCCUUCACCUACAACGGCAAGGAGUACUUCGACGUCUUCUACGGCAUCAGCCCGCUUUACUGGGCAUUGUGCGCGUUCGCCAUCGUCUUCUACGGCGCAGUGCUGAAGAACGCCGCGCUCAAGUACAACACGCCCUACGGCACCACCACCAACCCGGACGCCAAGCCGAUCGUGACCGGCAAGUUCGUGGGCAUGGAGGUGGAGACCAAUCAGGAGCAGUACAACUAUGGGGCCAAGGAGUACAUCAGCAAGUAG